Molecule: messenger RNA, 900 nt
Organism: Guillardia theta CCMP2712
Lineage: Eukaryota; Cryptophyceae; Pyrenomonadales; Geminigeraceae
Exons: 3
Coding region: 210-782 (190 amino acids)
Source: RefSeq, a predicted model, not a curated record
AUAUCCACACUUGCUCAUCCUCCUGCUCCCGUUCCCGCUGCUUCUGGUCUACAGCUUGCCUCUGCUUCCUCUACCUCUUACUUCUCAUCUUGUCCCUUUUGAAACUCGAUUCGUGCUAUCUAGCACUGUUUCAAGUUCUAGUCCCUCACAGCCCCACCUUUCGUGCUAGCUCGAGUACAUCUGUCGCCAUCGUUUUUCCUUCCUGCACCAUGGCUUCCCUUUCAGUUCUCGUGCUCCUCUUGUCCUUCUCUCUCUCAGAUGCCUUCGGUCCUUCCCCGACCUCCCUUCACUUCGGUCGAAACCUCCCGACAAUGCGCAGAGGGAUCAACGAGGACCUCAAGAUGUCCAUGGGUGGUUCCCCCAUCCUCCACUUGCUCCUUCCCUGCAUGCACAAACUCUCGGGCUUCACCAAGAAGAUCGCGCCAUCCUUGUCGCUGAAUCUCCACCGUGAUUCCUACGUGGAUCGAUGGUGGAUCGCUGGGAGCUCUGAGAAGCGCAAGGAGAGGAGGCAGCCUGUAGAGCAGGAGCAGAAGGCGCAAGUUUGUCAGCUCCUGUCAGUCCAGCAGCUCAUGACGAAGAAGAGGCUCGCUGAGGUUUACCUGGGGAUGAGCAUGGUGAGCCAGGAGUUCAUCAAACCCGAAUCUUUGAUUGUAGAUGGGAGGAGGAACGAGCAGGGAGAAGUAGUUGCACAUAAGUACCUUGACAAGCUCCUGCAAGGCGUGCCGGACGUUCAGCAGCAGAAGCAGAGAAUCAACGACAGCGUGGAGUCAAGCCAGCUAUGAUUCGAUUCCGUGCAGCACUUUUUCUUGAUUCAAAGAUGUCAAGAUUUUCCUUUCAACUGUUCAUAGCCUGCUAACCAUGUUUCAUGUGCAUUUUUCCAUUAAAUUCAGAGUUAAUUUU